Molecule: messenger RNA, 1920 nt
Organism: Strongylus vulgaris
Lineage: Eukaryota; Metazoa; Nematoda; Chromadorea; Rhabditida; Strongylidae
Source: the annotation of a GenBank genome assembly
AUGGAUCGUCACCCAAUUCGAUAUUUUGUUGACGUUCAUCACUCUGGCUCCAGUCAUAUCUCCCGUGUGAAGAGGAUCCGACAUCCAGGAAAGGAGGAAAUAGGUCCUCCUGUUCUAUCAAGCUACACCUUUUCCAAAACCUUUGCCACUCCUGGGCCUGCUCCCGUGCAGCGAUUGGAACCUCAAAGAGAACUACCAAACUAUAACAUUCGCGAGUAUUCGUCUAUGUAUCAUCACGGUAGUUCUCACGAGGAUGACACCCCACAUGUGCGCUUAAUUGCACGGGUUUAUCCAGAUUCUAUGCAGAUGCGAGGGAGCGCUUCCCGGUCUUUGGAUGGCUCUCUGUUCAGAGAGAACGGCUCUCUUUCUCGAGAGGACGUAUCACCGCGAAGAGAUGUUGCUAUGGGUUCAUUGGAACCAUCUUCCAGCCAAAAACGCGUCCACGAAGAUUCUCCAGCAACAGCCAAAUUCCAAACCGCGACAACGAAGAAAAUGAAAAAGGACGAGCAGAAGGAUGAUAGUGGGACUUCAAAGGACCCCAAGGAAGCCUUGGAAGGAAGAAGUCUUGUUGCGACGUCGUCGACUGUCACAACAACAACCCGCGUUACAAAUGAAAAGCAGGGUAGUUGGCAAACAAAAGAAGUGAAGGAGGCUCACAGUUCUACAUCGAAAGGUACUGGUGGAUAUUCCACCAAAGAAUCAAAGUCAGUGAAGCAUGACGCGCCCGCGGAUACUUCAGGGCGUACUUACCUUUCCGGUAGAUCGCGCCAUGAAGGUGAGGAACAAACAGUGGAAAAAGAACGUGUGAAACCUGAAAGUUACGGUUUACCAUCAACGUCAUUUGGCGGCCCUCUGCAAACGACUACUCGUCGUUCUGAUCUAGAACCUACACCAUUACGGGAGUAUGCUCGAGCUUACCAUUCUGGGCAGUCAUGGAACGACACUAAACCUAUUCCAGCUGCUCGGAAAGGUGAGGGCGAACGUGCUAACAUUAAGAGAACCGAACAUAUCUCUGAAACUGGUGAAGGCGAUCGUGCUGGUGCCAAAAAAGAUGAUAGUCCCGUGAAAACAGCUGUAGUGAAGAAAAGAUCUUCACCCAUGUCAGAUGAGGAAGAGGAACGAAAGAUCCGUUUGAUAGCGCGAGUCACGCCUCACGAAGAGGAGGAGGAGCAAGAUUCGAAAAAGCCAAAAAAGGACAAAGAUUCGUCUGGACUGUUCAGUUUUUGGAAAGGAGGAAAAAGAAAAAAGUAUGAAGUUACUACUGAACGCUCUACGGAUGAGAAGCUUGCAAGUCCGCAGAGCACCAUCAGUCGGCAGAAAGACGUAGAAAAGCUUCCUCUCAAAGCACCCGCUCCUGUUCCGUACAAGCCGUCUAAGGAUACAACAGAUACAUCGCGGCAUGCUCAUCUCUUUGGUAGGCAGCGUCAUGAAGGGGAAGAGGAAACGGUCGAAAAAGACCGAGCACGACCUCAAUCCUAUGGGUUACCAUCUACAUCUGAGGGCCCCCUUGAACGAACCGCACCAGAAUCUGAAUUGAAACCAGCACCAUUAAAGGAGUACGCUCAAGCAUAUCAUCAUGGAGAGUCGUGGAAUGAGGGUAAGAAAACAACGUCUUCCUCAGUUCAACCAGUUGCAAGCGAACGAACUAAGAAGAAGGCCGUUCUUCAUCUAAAGACAUCCCCGAAAAAGGAGCAUUCAUCUGAACUGAAUGAAGAGGAUGAAGGGAAAGUCCGGUUGAUAGCUCAUGUUCCCUAUAGCCCAGAAAAAGAAGAGUUAGAUUUAAGCAAAUUGCGUGAAACACAAGAUCAAUCCGGGUCGUUUAAUCUCUCAAAGUCUCGAGAGGACGAGCAAGAGCACCGUGCAAAAAAACCAUUUACUCCCGAGACAGAAACAACUCGCCGCACUUAUCUCUUCGGUAGG